Molecule: messenger RNA, 1440 nt
Organism: Acinonyx jubatus (cheetah)
Lineage: Eukaryota; Metazoa; Chordata; Mammalia; Carnivora; Felidae
Gene: MAD2L1
Product: mitotic arrest deficient 2 like 1
Exons: 5
Coding region: 151-768 (205 amino acids)
Biological process (GO): mitotic spindle assembly checkpoint signaling
Cellular component (GO): nucleoplasm; cytoplasm; kinetochore
Source: RefSeq, a predicted model, not a curated record
GCGGGACCUAGAGGUUUGUCACGCCUGCGCAAAGGACCCGACGGCAUGCUGCGUCGUUACUUUUGAAACGAGUGGCGGGGAAGUGUUGUGGAAGUCCCUGCUGUAGCUGUCUGCCGGGUGGAAGCGCGGUCCUUCGCUGUAGGCCUGGCAAUGGCGCUGCAGCUCUCCCGGGAGCAAGGCAUCACCCUGCGCGGCAGCGCCGAAAUCGUGGCUGAGUUUUUCUCAUUUGGUAUCAACAGCAUUUUAUAUCAGCGUGGCAUAUAUCCAUCUGAAACCUUUACUAGAGUGCAGAAAUAUGGACUCACCUUGCUUGUAACAACUGAUCCUGAGCUCAUAAAAUACCUAAAUAAUGUGGUGGAACAACUAAAAGAUUGGUUAUACAAGUGUUCAGUUCAGAAACUGGUGGUAGUCAUCUCAAAUAUUGAGAGUGGUGAGGUCCUUGAAAGGUGGCAAUUUGAUAUUGAGUGUGACAAGACUGCAAAAGAUGACAGUGCACCCAGAGAAAAGUCUCAGAAAGCUAUCCAAGAUGAAAUCCGUUCAGUGAUCAGACAGAUCACAGCUACAGUGACAUUUCUGCCACUGUUGGAAGUUUCUUGUUCAUUUGAUCUACUGAUUUAUACAGACAAAGACUUGGUUGUACCUGAAAAAUGGGAAGAAUCAGGACCACAGUUUAUUACCAAUUCUGAGGAAGUCCGUCUUCGUUCGUUUACUACUACGAUCCACAAAGUAAAUAGCACAGUGGCCUACAAAAUUCCUGUCAAUGACUGAGGAUAAGGACUGUGAUGUACUUGUAAUUCUCAGAUGUGGUUUUCCUGGAACCGAGUCAACUAUAGUUGAUACGUUUUGUUUCAUUGGUUAACUUUUAGAUGGGGAAAACUUAACAUUACGCUUUCACUGAACUGUGCAUAAUUGUUCCAUUUUUUGGUACCUGUAUGACUUUAUACAGGGUUGACCUACAUUAUUGCACACUAUUCAAAAGGGGACUAGGAGAUUACAUCAGCAUUGUUAUGUCAAUUCCUUUGAGAGUGGUAACCACAGAUGGCAAACUUUUGUUAUAAAGCUAAAUGCCUUCUUAAAUCAGACCUUUUUUGGUCAAGUACCUUGACUCAGAAUAUAGGUAGGGAGAUGUUUAAAUAUAAAAUAUAGCAAAAUAAGUCUGAAUAUUCAAAGUCUUUGUUUAGAUUCUGAAAUUACCCAAUAAGAAUCUGUAAGUAACGAAAUAUUGCUCCUAUUAGGUCCUUUUGCCAUUUAUUUCAUUUGUAUAGUUUCCAUAUUGAAAACAUUUCCAAUUAUUUGAUUUUAAUUUAUAUAACCUGAGCCCACAAAGGUAUGAAUAUUUCUACUUCAAAUUCCUAUGAUACAGAACUCUUAAAAAGUUUUUUUUUAUGGUUUAUAAAAUCAAGCUUUAAAUGAUGAUGAAAUAAAUGUGUACGUUUUAAA